UUGUUCUCUGCUCACGCGUGCGAGUAGCCUACGCGUCAGUGUCUCCCACGAAAAGAACGCGGUAUAUAAUGUAGUGCCUCAGGCAUCAACAAGCUUUUUUGGCCCAUAUUCGACCUCCACUGGCUGGUCUAAUAUAAGUUAUGGAAUAUAUGAAACCCAACACGGCAAUUGCGACUCAAGAGCAGAAACACCAUCCCUAUCAAGAUAUCCUCAUAACCAGCCACUUAAGCAACUUGCUUAAGACCAGUUUCUCCCAGCCAACGAUGUGGAUUUCCACGCCAUACCCACCACCACCACGAUCAUGACCACCACCACCACCACCACCACCACCAACCUCACCCACCUCCUCCGCGCCCUCCUCCGCGCCUGCUCCUACCUCCCCGACGGCCCCUCACGCCACUACUUCCAUGCACGCAUCCUGCACCGCUUCCGCCACGUCACGACCCCAACCCUCGGCGCCUACCGUGCGCGGAGAGCCCUCUCCUUCCUCACGCGAGCAACAAACGGGGACCUCCCCGCCCUCACCAAAGUCCUGCAGCACACCUACGGCCGCGCGGGUCAGCGACGACACACCCUCCUCAAUACCCUCCUUUCCAAAUUUAGCAUCCACGAUGAUGCCGAGCAGCCCACCGCCGUAUCCCCGGCAGUGCAGCGCGUCCUCGUGCCCCCGACAGAAGUCGCACCCAGGGGCGGGGCCAUGGUACCCGCGAAACCGCAUGAUGCGCCGCCGACGGUCUUUGAGCGGCUCCUAGCGGACCAGAUCCUGCAAUACCCCCCAAGGAGCAACCGCAGCCAGCUGAAGAUGGCGUAUGCGCCUAUUCCACUAGAGAAUGUGUUCCUGAGGCCGACGGCGGCGAAGCGGGAGGCGCGGUUGAGGAAGCGCUGGUUGACGGAUACGAUGGAGAGGAUAUUGCCGCCGCUGCCGGAAGAGGAGUGGGAUAAGUUGCGGGGUUUGGCGACGGGGGUGGUGGAGUGGGAGGGUGCGCCGAAGAGGAGGGCGCGGGUUGGACUGGAGGAGGAAGGGGGGGGACGGUUGCUGAGCGUGGAGUAUCUCAAGGCGCCGAUUAGGCAUGCACAUUCGAAAGUGCGGAAGGUGGAGAUUGACCAGCGCGACCGGCAUGAGCUGACGCCCAAGUAUAUGCAGCGGAUGUAUGCGAAGAUUUGGGAGCUGUGUCCAAAGGCGCGUUGGGACGAGGAGCUGAGGGACUGGGUGUAUACGUGGGGCGGAACCAAGAUUGCGGCGAAUAGGGGCGAACCGAAGAAAGUUGCACAGCGUGAUCUGAGUUUGUUUGAAGGGAUCGAGGAUCUAGACAAAGGGCAUGUGAACGCGAAAAAGAGAAACCCAGCCAAGGGGAAGGUGAUACCCCAGGAGGAUAUAGAUUCCAGGGAAGCAGUCCCAAGCAACGACUAG
Pseudogymnoascus destructans is the source of this 1411-nucleotide messenger RNA. RefSeq lists its product as uncharacterized. NCBI's taxonomy places the organism in Eukaryota, Fungi, Ascomycota, Leotiomycetes, Thelebolales, Thelebolaceae. The coding region runs from base 302 to 1411 and encodes 369 amino acids. The record is from RefSeq and is a predicted model, not a curated record. The transcript has a single exon.